Adineta ricciae is the source of this 939-nucleotide messenger RNA. The record is from the annotation of a GenBank genome assembly. Lineage: Eukaryota; Metazoa; Rotifera; Eurotatoria; Adinetida; Adinetidae.
AUGUUAGUCGCAAAAGAUCUUGCAGUGUUUGAUGACAACACACAGCGGUUCUACUCAUUUCAGUUUUGUAUAUUGCUCUCUCUGAUUGUUCCAUCGAUCCUUGCAUCUUUGUUUGCUCUAUAUUCUCUAAUUCUUGAUCCAAAUUUUCGCCGAGAAUGCCAUAGCUAUACGCUAAUUGUUCUUCUUCUGAUUAAUCUAUUCUACAAUAGUAUGAAUAUUUCUUAUUUCAUCUAUUAUUUUCAUACAUUUCGAACUUUUCUUAUCGCACCAAUGUCACGUCUCGUUUGGGGAUAUUUCGAUUGGCAAAUCUAUGUACUUCAAAUUCUUCUCUACGCCUGGUUUACAAUAGAAAGGCACAUUCUCAUUUUUCAUGAUAGAUUACUUACAACCAGACGCCGACGACUAGUUAUUCAUUAUCUUCCGCCAUAUUUCGUGAUUGUUUACUGUUUUGUCUAUUAUACUUUUGUGUUUUUCGUUCCAUCCUGUAUCAACAACUUCAGUCGUUUAAUUCGGCCAGGCUUUUUCCCAUGUGCAUUUCGAAACACGACACUUUUUCUCAUAGCUCUUUUCAUUCGUGUUUUAUACCAAAAACAUCGUGUACAACAGCCUGUUCAAUGGCGACGAUAUCGAAAACUAAUAGUUCAGAUUCUAGUUAUUUCAUUUCUUUAUUUGGUUUUACCAUUUCCUCCGAUGUUAAUACAAUUUCUUCACAUUUGUGGCAUGUCGACAUCUGUCGGAUCAGAAUUCUCGUUACGAAUGAUAUUUGUCAGUUAUUACACAUUUCUUCUUUUUCCGAUUUUUACCAUUGCGUCAUUACCCGAACUACGAGCAAAGCUUAACAAAAUCUUACUGUGUUUACAAUGUACUGUUCAACGAAUCAACAAUACUCAUAUCGUCUACAUGUCCAGUAAUCGUGUCAGAAUUGUUAGAGAACGAUGA